Messenger RNA from Telopea speciosissima, 353 nucleotides. Its product is annotated as 60S ribosomal protein L37a. The record is from RefSeq and is a predicted model, not a curated record. Gene Ontology annotation, cellular component: ribosome. Bases 73 to 351 code for a protein of 92 amino acids. Gene Ontology annotation, molecular function: structural constituent of ribosome. Gene Ontology annotation, biological process: translation. Lineage: Eukaryota; Viridiplantae; Streptophyta; Magnoliopsida; Proteales; Proteaceae. The transcript has 5 exons.
AACCAAGGUGAGCUAGGGUUUUGCUGCCUCGACCCGUCAGUCAGCAACCGCAGACCUCUCAAGCGAACGAAAAUGACAAAACGUACAAAGAAGGCGGGUAUUGUUGGGAAAUAUGGUACCCGAUAUGGUGCUAGUCUGCGUAAGCAGAUCAAGAAGAUGGAGGUUAGUCAGCACAGCAAAUACUUCUGUGAAUUCUGUGGAAAGUACGCAGUAAAGAGGAAGGCUGUAGGAAUUUGGGGCUGCAAAGAUUGUGGGAAAGUUAAGGCGGGCGGUGCUUAUACAUUGAACACUGCCAGUGCCGUGACAGUCAGGAGCACCAUCCGGCGGCUGAGAGAGCAAACUGAGAGUUGAGA